UGGAUGCCAUGGAGUUCCACGAGGGAGGCCCUGACGGAGACGACUAUGGUGGGAGUUUCGCGAACGAUCUCUCGCUGCUGCGCAAAGUUAAACUUGCACAGUGUUGAGCUCCGAUUUUUGUGCUUGAGCUCAGUCCUUGGUUGCUGAACCUUUUUCGGUCGGGGUUUCAGAUUGAGGAUUGGUGAUGUGUGGCGGCCUGGAGGGCGUGCAAGGGUUCUAAUAUCAUAAAUAAGGGGAGAGGAGGAGAAGGAGGAGGAGGCUUUGAGCAAUGUCGGCUCGAGCGGCAACAAGCUCUCGGAUGCCGUUCAGCAUAGGCAGUACAACUGUUCCCGUCCGCAUUUUCCCGCACAAUUUUAUUAGCUUUAGCCAAGUUAAGUAUGGCUGCAGAGUUGCCUUUGAGGAUUCAGCGAAGCUCAGGCAGCGUGGGAGUGGUGGAUUUUGCUUUACGCCCCUUUCUCCGUCGUGUAGAAUUCGGGGUCGCAGCAGCAGCUCUAACCCGAAAAGAAGUCAAUCUAGGCGAGUGAGAGACCGUCCACUUUCAGAAGUAAGUAAUCGUACUGGUGAAGAUGGCAGAGACAAUCCAGCUACAGUACAGGAUCCUCAAACAUUAUCCAGUGGAGCAGAACUUUCUCCACCAGGGGAUGGGGGUAGACUUUAUGCUCAAGGAGGUGGUGCUUCAACUGCUGCCUCGAAUGCCGAGGGGCAGGAAUCAGAUGGAAACAGGACAUCAAGUGAAGGUCCGUUUGAGAAAUGGUUUGCAGAGGAUGCCAGCUUCAACUGCAAACAGAGAGAGUACAGGCGUUUCUGUGAAUGAUCUUAUGCUCUUGGUGAAGGAAGCAGAAACAAAUAUCAGGACACUUAGCCAGCUGCGUGAGCGCGCUGUUAAUGAAUUACAAACAGCACGUAAUGAAAAGGAAGAACUUCAGUCGCAAGUUCAGAUUUUGAAGGCACGUCUUGCGGAGUCAGAAGCCAAACUGAAAUAUACUGUUCAAGCUAGGGAGAGGACCCAGCUGUUGGAAGAGGAGGUUGAAGCACUGAGGCAGGGACUUGCUCAGACUGAAGUAGAUAGCCAAGCAUUCGCAACGCUGAAGGAGGAAAAUAGAGUGAUGAAAGAAAGCUUGACUGCUCUUAAACAAGCUGGUGGUAAUGGUCUACUAGAAGCAAAAUAUCAAAGCUCAUUAGAUGAGGUAAAUUCUUUGAGGGUACAACUUGCAGAUGCACAGGCAGAGAUAACGAAGUUUUCCAGGGGAACCGGACGGGAAAGGGCAGGAUUACAAGAGUACAUAGUGGGAUUAGAAAAAAAAAUAGCUGAUAUGGAAAAACAAUUAGCUGAAGCGAAUGCUAAUAGCGCAGAGCUUAAAUCUUUGGAAGAUGAAAGCAUGGCGUUACAAGAAGAGGCAGCUGCUCUGCGAGCUCAGUUGGCUGGUCGAUCAGACAGCUCUUCAUCUUCUGAAGAUCAAACGCUCCAACGCCAAGUGGAUUCACUUAAGUCCUUGCUUGCUCGAGCCGUAGCUGAAAAGAAUGCUCUUUUAGAUCUGCGUAGCGAGAAUCUUCGGCUGCGUGAACAAGUGAAACUUUUGGAAGAGCGCAUACGGGAAUCAGAUGCUGAAAUUCAAGCACAAUUGCAAAUCUACACAGCAGAAGUCGAAGCUUUCCAGGCCUCUUUGAACGAUCUAAAGUCUGAAAAUGAGACCUCUGUGGUGCAAGUUCCUGUUGAUGAAAUGACAUGGGACUUUUGGAGCGAGCUGCUGCUGCGCAUCGACGCGUUGAUGUUGGGUGACUUGCUAACCCAGGAAGAUGCAAAGGAGCUGCACUUGAUGGCUUGGCGUAGAGAAAAACGAUUGUGCGAUGUGUAUGUUAAUCUUGCAGACGAGCCUGACGAAGACCUGGUGGGUGCUUUCCAGGAGCUUUUACAACCUAAGAAAAGGCCAGGAAUAUAUGUGAUACACAUUGCUGCUGAAAUGGCCCCAGUUGCUAAGGUUGGAGGUUUGGGAGACGUGCUAACAGGAUUAAGUCGAUCCUUACAAAGAAAGGGGCAUCUUGUGGAAGCUAUUCUUCCGAAGUAUGAUUGUAUGGACUACUCUCGCAUCUCUAAUCUCAAGGAGUUGGACUUGGAGCUCCAUUCGUCCUUCGAUGGCCAAACACACAAGAAUAAAGUGUGGUCUGGGAUUGUGGAAGGGCUUCCUGUGUAUUUUAUUGAGCCACUACAUCCAGCGAAAUUUUUCUGGAGAGGGCAGUUUUACAGUGAACCUGACGAUUUCAGGCGGUUCACUUACUUUUGCCGAGCUGCAAUGGAGUUUUUAUUGCAAUCUGGAAAGAGACCAGAUAUAAUUCACAGUCAUGAUUGGCAAACUGCUGUAGUGGCCCCUUUGUACUGGGAUGUUUUUGUGCCACUUGGGCUGGACUCUGCUAGGUUGGCAUUCACUUGCCAUAAUUUUGAGUAUCAAGGAGCUGAGAAUUCUGGAGCAAUCGCUGCAUGUGGUCUGUCUCCACAGACCCUGAUGCGUCCUGAUCGAAUGCAAGAUAAUUCCCAUCACAACAAAAUCAAUCUACUUAAGGGAGGAGUUGUUUUCUCCAACGUUGUGACUACUGUGUCCCCCACAUAUGCUCAAGAGGUGCUACGACCAGAGGGUGGAAAAGGCUUGCAUGGAACAUUGGGUGUACACUCAAAGAAGUUUUUUGGAGUUCUAAACGGAAUUGAUCAAGAAGUGUGGGAUCCAGCCACAGACACUCUAAUUGAUUGCCAAUAUAGCGCGCAUGAUAUAGAUGGAAAGUUUGUCAACAAGCAAAGGCUGCGGGAGCGCUUGGGGCUAGCUAGUGAAGGCGAGGAUGAAAGAAGGCCAUUGGUUGGAUGUGUGACAAGGCUUGUCCCACAAAAAGGUGUGCAUCUCAUUAGACACGCCAUCUACCGCACGUUAGAGAAAGGUGGUCAAUUUAUAUUGUUGGGAUCUAGUCCCGUUCCUCACAUUCAGCAUGAGUUUGAGGGUAUUGCUCGUCAGUUCGAAAACCACCCCCAAAUCCGCCUUGUUCUGAAGUACGAUGAGGCUCUCUCACAUGCCAUAUAUGCGGCAUCUGAUAUCUUUGUGAUUCCAUCUAUAUUUGAGCCCUGCGGUCUUACACAGAUGAUAUCUAUGCGCUAUGGAACAAUACCUGUGGUGCGGAGGACUGGUGGGCUUGCAGAUAGUGUGUUUGAUGUCGACGAUGAAAGGAAUCCCGAGGAGAAAAAGAACGGAUUUGUAUUUGACGAUGCAAACGAAGGGAGUCUGAACUGGGGAUUGGAUCGGGCGCUGGAUUAUUAUUCGCAAAGACCUGAAUGGUGGCAAGAUUUAGUUAAAAAGGCUAUGCUCAUUGACUUCAGUUGGGAUACUUCAGCCGACCAGUAUGUAGAUCUGUACAAGCAAGUGCUUUCGAAGGCCAAUGCUUGACAAUGCAGUUAAGAUUCAUUUUUUUCCAUCUCAAUACUGUAUUUAGAUAAUAAUCAAUGAAGACGUAUUGCAUUGAUAAGAGAUACCUAGGUUACACUACAUAAACACAUUCCAAUACCAUUUUGUGUUAAGUAGGAGUACGUGGAGGAAACGCAAUGUACACAGCACUACCAGUAAUCUAUCUUUUAAUGCCUUGCGUAUCUUCUUUCAAA
Physcomitrium patens is the source of this 3637-nucleotide messenger RNA. RefSeq lists its product as uncharacterized. Gene Ontology annotation, molecular function: alpha-1,4-glucan glucosyltransferase (UDP-glucose donor) activity. The record is from RefSeq and is a predicted model, not a curated record. NCBI's taxonomy places the organism in Eukaryota, Viridiplantae, Streptophyta, Bryopsida, Funariales, Funariaceae.